ACGAAGAACAAUCUAUAUAAACCCAAUCAUCAUCCCCAGAUGUCGUGAUCAACCCUUCCAAUUGCACAACAUCAGCAACUCUCAGAUCACUACCAAAAACAAACUUACAACCAAUCCCACCUUAGAUCAACCAGUCAACAUGCAGUUCACCACCGUCGCCGUCGCCUUCUUCGCCAGCCUCGUCGCUGCCCAGGACCUUUCCCUCCUCCCCGACUGCGCGCGCCCCUGCUUCGUCGACAACUUCCCCAUCUCGGGUUGUACUGACCAGACCGACUUCGCCUGCAUCUGCGCUUCCGCCGCGUACAACAGCGCCGUGACCACCUGCGUCCUAGGUGCUUGCCAGCUUUCCGACGCUCUUGCUGCCUCUACCUGGGCCCAGAACACCUGCGCCGCUGCUGGUGUUCCCAUCUAGAGUGUGAACUCGACUCGAAAAAAAUCCCACUCUCUGAAGCUGGUCACGGCUUAAAUCCGACGUGGAGGAGUUGAUGAGUGUAAGGGAGAUGGGGGAGGUAGGGGGGAAGUUUUUGUUGUGUGAAGUGUACAUAUUCAGUGUGUGGACCACAACUCCAACUUAGUACAUAUAUACGACGUAAAAUGAGAAAAAUCAUUGCUAG
Messenger RNA from Colletotrichum acutatum, 614 nucleotides. Its product is annotated as CFEM domain-containing protein. The transcript has 4 exons. The coding region runs from base 140 to 412 and encodes 90 amino acids. The record is from RefSeq and is a predicted model, not a curated record. Lineage: Eukaryota; Fungi; Ascomycota; Sordariomycetes; Glomerellales; Glomerellaceae.